Messenger RNA from Medioppia subpectinata, 447 nucleotides. NCBI's taxonomy places the organism in Eukaryota, Metazoa, Arthropoda, Arachnida, Sarcoptiformes, Oppiidae. The record is from the annotation of a GenBank genome assembly.
CAAAAAGUAUUGCUCUCUUAUGAGAGUAAUGCAAAGGAUUGGUUAAAAUACGCUCAUUUCGAUGAAUGCAGAUAUACAAGAAAUCUUGUGGACACCGGGAAUGAUAAAUACAAUUUAAUGCUUCUGUGUUGGUCUGAAGGACAGGGAUCUGUUAUACACGACCACUCAGACGCUCAUUGUUUUAUGAAAAUACUUUCGGGUCAUCUUCAUGAAACUCGGUUUGAAUGGCCCGACAAUACCAGUGACAUAAAUGAUAUGAAAGCGAUUGAUGAGAAUGAACUCAAAACUAAUGAUGUCGCCUAUAUUAAUGAUUCAAUUGGUUUACAUCGAGUGGAAAACCGGAGUCAUAGCUGGAAAUCUGUGUCAUUACAUCUCUAUUCUCCUCCAUAUUCUAAAUGCCAGGUCUUUGACGAGAGAACUGGACUUAAAAAUGAAGCAAAAAUAUAC